UUACAGGUAUAAUAACUACAGAUACAGUUAUAAUAACUAUAGUUACACCUGUGACAACUAUAGUUAUAAUGUUGCAGUUACAGUUCUAAUAACUAGUUACAGUUAUAAUAACUACACUUACAGUUAGUUAUAAUAAUUACAGCUACAGUUAUAAUAACUAAUUAUAAUAACUACACGUACAGGUAUAAUAACUUCAGUUACAGGUAUAAUAACUUCAGUUACAGGUAUAAUAACUACACGUACAGGUAUAAUAACUUCAGUUACAGGUAUAAUAACUACACGUACAGGUAUAAUAACUGCAGUUACAGGUAUAAUAACUGCAGUUACAGGUAUAAUAACUUCAGUUACAGGUAUAAUAACUGCAGUUACAGGUAUAAUAACUACACGUACAGGUAUAAUAACUUCAGUUACAGGUAUAAUAACUGCAGUUACAGGUAUAAUAACUUCAGUUACAGGUAUAAUAACUGCAGUUACAGGUAUAAUAACUUCAGUUACAGGUAUAAUAACUGCAGUUAUAAGUGUAGCUGUGACUGUCAUGCUGCGGGGGAACAUAAAAACACAUUUGAUAGAGCACCAUAGACUUUGAAUGGAGAGCUCAGUCUCUCUCUCUCUCUCUCUCUCUCUCUCUCUCUCUCUCUCUCUCUUAAUCUCUCUCUCCCUCCUCCACCUCUUAUUUAAAGCUAGCUGACUGCUCGCGCUGCCACUCUUUCUCCUCUCUCACACUCUGUCUCUCUCUCUCUCUCUCUCUCUCUCUCUCUCUCUCUGUCUCUCUCUCACACACACACACACACACACACACAGAGGCGGCUCGAGACUCCUCUUCCUCGGUGUGUUGGUUGUUUUCUUGUCGGGAGACCUGAUCACAGGAGCGCGCUCCCGGCCAUGUGUCGGCGCGCGAGUUUGUCGCGAGCUUCCUCCAAGUCUUCUUCUCCGAACACGAGGGCGCGCGCAUGGUGAGGUUCUGCUCGCUCCCGCCGGCUCGUCGGCAGCGCGGAGGCGGCAGGCGGGAGCUGCGGCGCGUGCACAAGGAAAGAGAAGGGGGAACGGGAGCGGGAGCGCGCGCCAGCGCGAGGUUCAGGCUCCGGCUUCCCCGAUUGGCUCUCGGCCGUCGUCUGCGUGCGCUCGGUAACAGCGCGUCGUCUCGCCCCGCCCCCUGGCGUCGCCCAGCAACCGGCUUCUUGCGGCCGCUGGCCAAUCGGGUGUCGCUGUACCGCUCCAUCCCGCUGCGGCUGCUGUCCCGGUGUUGGGGGCGGGUCAACGGCGUGGAGCUCCCUGGUUGGCUGAGGAAGCCGCUGCUCGGCCUCUACGUCUGGACCUUCAACGUCAACAUGCAGGAAGCAGCGAUUGAGGACCUGCAUCACUACAGGAACCUGGGCGAGUUUUUCCGGCGACGCCUCAAACCGGCGGCGCGUCCGCUGUGCCCCUCCUCCUGCCUGAUCAGUCCAGCUGAUGGGAAAGUGCUGCACUUUGGUCGGGUGGUGAACUCGGAGGUGGAGCAGGUGAAGGGCGUCACCUACAGCCUGGAGAACUUCCUGGGUCCGCACGGCGGCUCCUCCCCCUCCUCUGGCUCCUCCUCCUCCUCCUUCUGUGACAGGCUGCUGUCGUCCAAUCAGAACGAUCUGUUCCACUGUGUGGUUUACCUGGCGCCAGGUGACUACCACUGCUUCCACUCGCCGACCGACUGGAAGGUGGAGCUGCGACGCCACUUCCCCGGCUCGUUGAUGUCAGUUCGUCCGGGCGUGGCUCGUUGGGUCAAGGAGCUCUUCUGCCUUAACGAGCGUGUGGUGCUCACCGGCCAAUGGCAGCACGGCUUCUUCUCGCUGACGGCGGUCGGAGCCACCAACGUUGGAUCCAUCAGGGUUUACUUUGACCAAGACCUUCAGACCAACGCUCCGCUCCGCGGCAACGCCUCCUUCUACGACCGCCACUACAUCAACCAAUCAGACACCUCCGGCCCCUCGGAGGCGGGCGGGGGCGUGGCCUUGCAGAAGGGGGAGGGGCUUGGCGAGUUUAACCUGGGCUCCACCAUCGUGCUCGUCUUCGAGGCUCCCCGACACUUCCAGUUCCACCUCCAACCCGGACAGCCAAUCAGGUUCGGGGAGGCGCUCGGCAGCCUCUGAUUGGACGAGGACGAGGGGCGGGCAAAACCAAGCAAAAAGGACUAUUACUUUGAAAAGUAGAAAGGCAGGGACAGGAGGGCUUUUAUUUUGGAAUGCAUUGAUCUGAACAAAGCUCAGUGUUUUUUUUCUCUGUUCUGUUUUUGUUUAUUUUACUUUUCUUUGUUUUUGUUUGUCAACAUGAAUUCAAUAUGGCCGCCACAGCUUGUGAAGAUACAGUUUUUUCAAAAUAAAAUACAUUUAAAUCUGAAAUAUAAUCAAAUCAAAAUGUGAGUACAUUUUCUUUAAAGAAGAAAAAAGUCAUAAUGCCUCAACUUAAAAGUAAAAAAACUGACAAUAUAAAAAGCAACAGAAUUUGAAAUAUUCAUGUAUAUUUCUAAAAAUAUUAAUAUAAAAUGGUUCAGAUAUAAAAAGUUGAACAGGAAUCCAAAGUGAGUGGAAGGAGGGCUCAGUGUGACGGCGCUGAGUCAUGUGACCUCGCACAGCCCUGUGACGGACCAGGACAAGGUUUGCUCGGGGAUUAUGGGUAAUUUGGGUGGGUUUUUCCCUUCAAAAUAAAAGAAUAUUAUUCUUAACAUAUGAAAAUAAAAAUUUGGUUGUAUUUUAUUUAAAAAAGAAUACAACAAAACAAAAUACAUAUUCUUCUUUAUUUUGGAAAAAAGCCCUAGCUCUUUGCCAGGUGGAUUGUGGAUUUCUUUCGUAUCAUAGAAAGCAAGUAAUUUUUUUCUUAAAUUAGAUUUUUGAUUUUGUUUUAUUUUUGAAAAGAAGGAACUCCAACUCCCAGAAUGCCGCUCUGCCAAAAGACUAAACAACGCCAAACUCUCUCUCUCUCUCUCUCUCUCUCUCUCUCUCUCUCUCUUUUUUUUUGCAAAAAUCACAUUUAUUAGAAAACUGAUAAAAAAUUUUUUUAUCCAUCACUAAUAAUUAAUAUUCAUAACAUUAAUAUGAUUCUAACAUCAGCCGAUUGCAAUAAAAUAAGGAUGGAAUUUGGACUAAUUUCCAACAUUAGUUGGUGAAUCUAAUCACAACAUUUUCCAAACAAAAAUAAUAUCUCUUUAUUUUUCUUGAUAACAGUUUUGAAAAUUCUGCAAAAAUUUGUCAUAAUUUUGUCCAUUUUUAUGUCAAAUGAAGGACAACACUUUGAGUCAUGCUGAGGACUUUUAUUUUGAAGAAAUGCCACAUUGAACACUUUUAUCAUUUUCAUUAAAUCCAGAAAAAAAACGUCCAGUUACAUUUUUGUCACUUCUCUUUCUUCUUUUCCGUUCGUAUAAAUAAAGUUUGCAUCGUUUGAAUGUUAUUUGUCUCUUUUAUGUUUGGAUCCGACCAAUCAGAGCGCUCUGAAAUUUAACUCUGAUAAAUUUAGCAAAGCAGUCUUUUAUUUUGUUGAACGAUGAACAGGAAGUUGGACGAAGGCUGUGAUUGGCCGGCACAAAUCAACAGGAACUGAAAGAUUGCAGGGCAGGCAGUGUAACUCUUUCAGCCAAUCAAACGUGAGCUCAGCAACCUUCCGGCCAAUCAACAGCUGUGUUUCUUGUUGCUGUCGAAGUUAAAAUGUGAUGUUUGUAUGUAAUUAUAUAAAUAAAGAUUUAUUUGAAUAAC
Molecule: messenger RNA, 3716 nt
Organism: Myripristis murdjan (pinecone soldierfish)
Lineage: Eukaryota; Metazoa; Chordata; Actinopteri; Holocentriformes; Holocentridae
Gene: pisd
Product: phosphatidylserine decarboxylase
Exons: 8
Coding region: 951-2120 (389 amino acids)
Biological process (GO): phosphatidylethanolamine biosynthetic process
Cellular component (GO): mitochondrion
Molecular function (GO): phosphatidylserine decarboxylase activity
Source: RefSeq, a predicted model, not a curated record